Molecule: messenger RNA, 2154 nt
Organism: Rhizoctonia solani
Lineage: Eukaryota; Fungi; Basidiomycota; Agaricomycetes; Cantharellales; Ceratobasidiaceae
Product: kinase domain protein
Exons: 7
Coding region: 1-2154 (717 amino acids)
Biological process (GO): mitotic DNA damage checkpoint signaling; protein phosphorylation
Cellular component (GO): nucleus
Molecular function (GO): ATP binding; protein serine/threonine kinase activity
Source: RefSeq, a predicted model, not a curated record
AUGGCCACUCUUGUGCACACCAUGUCGAGCUCACAAGCAUCCCCUAUAUUCUCUGAGCAUCCUUCCAAUCCUCUCCAUGUCAGUUCAUCCGAUGUUGCCAACACCACCUACGUACGCCAAGCCCGCCUCAGCAUGUCUGGAAAAGGCAAGACAGUUACUCGGACAAUCUAUGCCGGUGCGACACCCAAGCCACGGCAACGCAAGGCUCGGAAUAGCCGAGGGCUAGGAGACGACGUGAGCAGUGAUGAAAUCCAAAUCCAUCAAGUAGUAGGCGAUGAAUCUGAGGUUGCAAAAGACCCCGAAGAGGAUGAAACGGAACCGGAUGAUGCACCUAUGAACGACUUGGAUGCUGCAGCCGACUCGACCGAGCUCGUCGAAGGGGUGGAAAACGUAGAUCCUGAUGAGCUAAGUGAAGAGGAGGCUGAGGAACACCAUGGCUUGGUUCAACAAGUGAUCGAACCUCGUUUGGCCACGAGCAACCCCUUCUGGGACGACGGGGAAGGAGAGGCCGACGUUACUGUUACGUUUCCUCGACCUGCCAAUCCAUUAGAAGAUGAAGGCGGCGAUGAAGACGCCGAGGGGGAGGAUGACGAAGAAUAUUUGAAUUCCAAACGAGAGGAGGCGGUCGUAGUCGAAGAGAUGGAACAGGAGGAUCUUGAUCCGGACGAAGAAUCAUCUGAGGAUGAAGCAGAUUCGCUCGCAACCAAGGACGAAAUGGAGCGGCAUUAUAUCAAUACUGAGAUGAACCAGCUAAGAGAGCGCGUGCAAGGUCUGGAGGGAAAUUAUCAACUUGUGGACCGCUUAGGAGAAGGUACAUUCUCGUCCGUCUACAAGGCGAUCGACCUUAGAUUUUCCAAGUACGACAACAGAGAGUGGAAUACGAGCUUAGGUUAUGCCGACUAUCCCAUCCUCCUUGCUUCGACCCCACACUCGUCCAAGCCGAGAUCAACCCAAUACACUCCAGCCUUCGAGCGGCGAGGGCGAGUUUUUGUUGCCAUUAAGCGCAUCUAUGUGACCUCGUCUCCACAACGGAUUGCCAACGAGAUUGAACUCAUGGAGGCCGCGCGCGGAUGCCGCCACGUAGGCCAGCUAAUCACAGCUUUUCGAGACGAAGACCAGGUGGUAUGUGUGAUGCCGUUCCAUCGGAGUGUUGACUUUCGAGACUAUUUCCAGAGCCUCCCGAUGCGUACAAUGCAGACUUACUUCCGCCACUUGUUCCGCGCACUUCGGGACAUCCAUGCACGGGAUAUUGUCCAUCGAGACGUCAAGCCUGCGAAUUUCUUGUUCGAUCCUAAAGCUGGCCCAGAUGGCACAGGGUGGGGUGUGUUGUGUGAUUUUGGCCUUGCCCAGCGUGUGGAUUAUCCCGAGCGAACCCAAUGUCUUCAUACACCUCCAACCAAAGACAAACCUCAUGGUACACGAAUCAAGCCAUCUGCACACGAAUUGACAGCUCUUAAUCGCAAACUAACCUUGGCGAAUCGAGCAGGAACAAGAGGGUUUCGUGCACCCGAGGUGCUCUUCAAGUGCGAAUCACAGACCGUGGCCCUGGAUGUGUGGUCAGCUGGUAUUAUCCUUCUCGCCUGCCUAAGUGGCAAGUUCCCUCUGUUCAAUUCGAAUGACGACACCGAAGCAUUGGCGGAAAUUGCGGCGAUUGUGGGGCGGAAUAAAAUGGAAAAAUGCGCUAUGUUGCAUAAUCGAACAUUCCUUACCAACAUCCCUUCGAUAUGCAAAGACAAACCUCGAACAUGGACCGAACUCGUGCAGGACAUGAACCCCAAGCUCGCCCAGCCUCCCCCUACAUGGCCCGAGGCUGAGAAAGUCGAGCAUGAACGGAUGGUCAAAGAUGCGCUGGAAUUACUCGAACAAUGCUUACACCUGGAUGCGACCAAACGGAUCACUGCACGAGACGCACUGAGGUGCCGGUUUCUACGGGACCGGAAGCUUCCACCAGACGACGCGUUGGCUCCCCACCCGCCUGGACAGGGUGUAUGCGCAAAACUGCACUGCUUGGACGCGACGGACGAAAGCGGGCAAUCGUGGUGCGUUCAAGUUAGGACCGGCGCCUCGAGAGUGGUUCGUGCGGAUGAUCCGGACGCCGGUGCAUCGGUAAGGCGCCAUGCAAGUACCAUAUCGGCUGGGAGACCUGGGAGUUAG